AUGGAUGUUAUCAUUCUGUGGAAAUCGGCCGGGAACUGUAGUUGCCCAGAAAAAGUCUCAGUUCCAAGGCUGAUAUUCGAUAGGAAAGAAAAGGCAGCUGCUUUCGUCUACUUCGUGUUUGACAAAUUGAGGCCGUGGUCAUUGGUAAUAAGGAAUACACUAAUCAGCGGGUUUUAUGUGUGGAGUUGUUAUUUGUUUUUCCCUUGGAAGCCAAGAGAUUCACAACAGUUGAUUCCGAUUACGUGCAGUCGAAGUUUUCUCUUUACCUUUACAGCCCUUGUAAACAUGCUGCAAUACGAAUUAAAUGAUAUGCCGGCUGACACUAUUUCAUCAAUUGUGUUUAGCCCUACAAAUUCGGAUCUUUUACUAGUCUCUUCUUGGGAUAAAACACAGAACAUACUGUAUGUUGCUGGAAUUCUUGCCGCUGAUGAUCAAGUCAAAAAUUUUACUGGUGUCGCGUCUUGUGAAUUUUUGGACACAAAAACAACCAACGAUUUAAUUAUUAAAGCAAUGGAACAAGAAUAUAAUGAUGGAUGGAUAUCAUGGAAAUUUUGGCAGGGCAGAAGUCUCCGUCCAAACAGUUGA
Ambispora leptoticha is the source of this 585-nucleotide messenger RNA. NCBI's taxonomy places the organism in Eukaryota, Fungi, Glomeromycota, Glomeromycetes, Archaeosporales, Ambisporaceae. The record is from the annotation of a GenBank genome assembly.